Bipolaris maydis ATCC 48331 is the source of this 736-nucleotide messenger RNA. RefSeq lists its product as uncharacterized. NCBI's taxonomy places the organism in Eukaryota, Fungi, Ascomycota, Dothideomycetes, Pleosporales, Pleosporaceae. The record is from RefSeq and is a predicted model, not a curated record.
CACCAUCACUUCCCUCAUAAUCACAUAAUACCACAAUCGACUCCAACGAUAUCUUCCUCAUCAACGUUAACAUGGUCCGCGUUCUCACCAUUGUUGCUAUGCUCUUUGCUGGUGCAAGCAGCGUUGCUGCUUCGUACUGUCAGUGUCUUUACCCAGACGGCAGCCACUGCUGCGUGAUUAACAAUGAGGUCAAUGACUGCCAGAGAAUGUGUAUGAGGGCGUCUCAGGACCAUACAACGGCCGGGGAGUGCAAAGCCAACGGAAAAUUCUCCAAUGUCAGCGGGUGGAACGCCCUGCACCGCACGCAGUGUGAGCCACCCUUCCUCUACUAAAUACUGUCAUCUACUCGCUCCAUCAACAAAGUUCCUACGAGGGCGUUUUCUAAGUGAAACUCUACCAAAGGAAGACAUGCAGUAGACCUUUUCAGAUUAUUAAGGGUAAUGUCCCUAAAUAUGUAGUUCAAUAAGGACAAAGAGCGUGAUAUUGUGUUAUCGGACAGCUUUUAGAUAGUUAAUUAAAUAUUAGGGGCUUGUUGAGGGCAUAUCAAUAGCCCGUCUAAGGCUCUAGAAUCUAUGCUAUCACUUCGCUUCUUAGAGGCUGUUUUGUAGAAUUAGCGCUUAGUAUGUUGUAUAGAGUAGAGUACUACAUGUAGAGGGUUAGGUCCAAGUAUUUCUUUUAAAGGUUGAAAAGCGACAAAAUGGUACAAGAUUUUAAGAUUGUUUUUUUUUAACUUUUU